Messenger RNA from Xenopus laevis (African clawed frog), 7635 nucleotides. It is a transcript of the gene foxk2.L, whose product is annotated as forkhead box K2 L homeolog. Gene Ontology annotation, biological process: positive regulation of DNA-templated transcription; negative regulation of transcription by RNA polymerase II; regulation of DNA-templated transcription. Bases 105 to 2156 code for a protein of 683 amino acids. Gene Ontology annotation, molecular function: sequence-specific DNA binding; RNA polymerase II cis-regulatory region sequence-specific DNA binding; DNA binding. The transcript is spliced from 10 exons. Gene Ontology annotation, cellular component: nucleus; cytoplasm. The record is from RefSeq and is a predicted model, not a curated record. NCBI's taxonomy places the organism in Eukaryota, Metazoa, Chordata, Amphibia, Anura, Pipidae.
CUUCUCAGCGCGUCUCAACCCAACAUGAAAGCCACGCCCCUCCGCCUUCUCUCCCUGACAUCUUCCCUCAGGCGGCCCCUCCUAUUGGUUACCACUCGCUGUGCAUGUUCGGUUGCGCCUGGACUGCCCCCAUUUUUCCCUUUUCUCUUGCUGGCUUUGCGGGGUCGGAGCCGCCGCCGGAGCUCCCGUCACCUCCGGUCCCCUCCCUCCCCCCCGCGCGCAAGAUGGCGGUCGCGGUUUGUGGGGCUGUGGUGCCGGUUGUUGCCCGGCUGGAGGGCCGCGAGUUCGAGUAUUUGAUGAAGAAGCGCUCGGUGACCAUAGGCCGCAACUCGUCGCAGGGCUGUGUGGAUGUGAGCAUGGGCCACUCUAGUUUCAUCUCCCGACGCCACCUGGAGAUCUUCAUUGGCGGCAGUGGAGACGGGGACGACGCGGACGUCGGCGACUUCUAUCUGCGCUGUCUGGGCAAGAACGGAGUGUUCGUGGAUGGGGUGUUCCAGAGGAGAGGGGCCCCACCGCUGCAACUGCCCCGAGUGUGCACCUUCCGGUUUCCCAGCACAAACAUCAAAAUCACAUUUACUGCUCUGGCCAUUGACAAGAAGCAGAAGUUGGAGGCACCAGAAUCCCCUGUGAAACCUGUGCAGCCCCAGAUCUCUCCCCUGACUAUACACAUUCCAGACAACAUAGCACACCUGAUCAGCCCACUGCCCUCUCCCACAGGAACUAUAAGUGCUGCAAACUCAUGCCCCUCCAGCCCACGUGGAGCAGGCUCAUCUGGGUUCAAAUUUGGUCGUGUAAUCCCCCCUGACCUAAUAGCAGAAGCUGCCCAAUCGGAAAAUGACAAAGAUGCUUCAGGGGGAGACAGUCCCAAGGACGAUUCAAAACCUCCUUACUCCUAUGCACAGUUAAUAGUCCAAGCAAUUACCAUGGCUCCUGACAAACAGCUCACAUUAAAUGGGAUCUAUACUCACAUAACAAAAAACUACCCAUACUACAGAACAGCAGAUAAAGGCUGGCAGAAUUCCAUCCGACACAACCUUUCUCUGAACCGAUACUUUAUCAAAGUCCCACGAUCCCAAGAGGAGCCUGGCAAGGGUUCAUUCUGGAGGAUAGACCCUGCCUCUGAAAGCAAGCUAGUAGAGCAGGCAUUUAGGAAACGAAGGCCUCGAGGCGUUCCCUGUUUCAGGACACCCCUUGGCCCGCUCUCCUCAAGAAGUGCACCAGCUUCUCCAAAUCAUUCUGGAGUUUUUUCUGCUCACUCCAGUGGUGUGCAGACACCGGAAAGUUUGUCCAGGGAAGGAUCCCCUAUCCCUUUGGAGCCCGAUGCUAGCGUCAUUCACCCAAAGCUAGCAGUGAUCCAGGAAGCACGCUUUGCACAGAGCGCUCCAGGGUCUCCUCUCUCCAGUCAACCAGUCCUCAUCACUGUGCAAAGGCAGCUCCCCCAAACCAUUAAACCUGUCACUUACACAGUGGCUGCCCCAGUGACCACUGCCACAUCGCAGCAGGCAGUCAUGCAGACUGUACACGUUGUGCAUCAGAUUCCAGCCGUUUCUGUUACAAAUGUAACAGGCCUGACCCCUAUCAACACCUACACUGUCGGAGGGCAAACAAUGGUCGCUCAGGCUGCUGUAAUGGCCCAACCAAAGUUAGAGCAUCAAGAGAACGGAGACCACAAAGAGGUCAAAGUGAAAGUAGAAGCUAUCCCUGCUAUUGGUCACCCCGCACUUACCACAGCAAGUCGUAUCAUACAGACCUCAUCGUCCGCACCCCUCCAGACGGUUACUAUAGUCCAGACUCCUCUAGGUCAACACCAGCUUCCAAUCAAAGCCGUAACACAGAACGGGACACACGUUGUACCGAUCACCACUGCCAUUCAAGGGCAGGUCACAACAGCUAACUCCAGCUACUCCCUGAUUGAGAGCCCAUGGCAGUGGAGAGGAAAUGGAACCCGAGCAGCAGCCAGUCCCCUCCAUAUGCUGGCCACUCACGCAUCUGCGUCUGCCUCUCUCCCAACAAAGAGACAAAACGGAGACCAGAGCGAGCAGCCGGAUAUAAAGAGGGGGAAAACAGAUGAGCGGGAAGUAUUGGCGAUGACCGGCCUUGACGCCCAAUCAGAAAUGGCAAUGGCAGCGUCGAAUGAACAAGAAAACCAAAAAUAGGAUCCGAGGCGACAUUUCUUUUUCUUUCUCUUCUUCGUUGGUUCUUUUCCUGUUCUUGAAAGUUACACACGUUUAAAGAAAACAGCAGCAAAAGGUGCCAAACACAGACACUGUCUUAUCGAUCGGGGGGCCCUGUGGAAAGAGACUUUUACUAGAUCAGCACUGAAAUAACACAGGUGGCCUUAGAAACUUCAUUUAACAAAUCCUUUAAAAGAAAAGAAUAAUAUCGACACAAAUUUAAUUUGUUUUGUUCUUCUGCCCUGCCCCCGGUCCCCAGCACCUCAGCUCCUUCAUUUUUUCGAUUUCUUCUAAAGCUGCCCGGCCCUUCCUUGUUGGCACAGUGCACACUGGGACAGACUGACAGACGGAAGGUGACAGCUUUUAAAGAUAUUAAACCAAUUUUUGUUUUGUUUAAUUUGUUUUGAGUACUGAGCACAUGAUCGCGGCUAGCAUGGUAAACGCUUGAUGUGGACCGGUUCGGAUAUAACCAAUUGUAUAUUCCUUCAAAGAGAGAAGCUGUAAUCUCCAGCUAGCUUCCAUGGUCCCCUUCAGAACCAGGCAUCAAUAUGAAAGGGGGCGUACCUACCUAUCGCAUUGGAUUUCUAUUACAGUUUUUCGCUGUUCCCUAAUGGACCUGGCCUUUAUUUUUAUUUUCUCACCCUGCAAAAUAGUUUGGCGAAAAGGGUCAUACAUUUCAGAGUUUUCAGCCACUCCGCGACUCGCGUGCGACAGAAACCGAAUUUUUCUUUUUAAACCCAAGGAGUGCUUUUUGUUUUGCUAUUUUAUCUGUCUGGGUAACCAUUCGAUGACACACUUUGCAAAUGUCUUGACUGUUUUUUUUUUUUUUGUUUUUUUUUUGGUUCCCCUCCCCGAACCCUCCCUCCACCUUUCCUGUGUUUUAGACUGAUAAACGUAAUCCAAAAAUUUUCUAACCAUGUGUGGUGGUCAGAGGCUUCUUGUUUUGGCAUGCAUGUAACAGAUUUUUUGGGAAGAAGAAAAGAAAAAGAAAAAAAAAUUAUAAAAGACAUUUAACAAAUUGUAAACAAACCGCUAUGAUUUUUUUUUUUUUUUUUGGAUCAGAGCUGCACUUAUCAUUGUCCCUUCUUAUGUUCUCUGUGCCUCCCGUCCUACUUUUCCCUCACCCCUUCUUCUAAAGUAAAGAAACUCGCUUAAUAUUGUGUAUGUUUAAAUGGCAGAAGACUCUGUUUAAGAUCCCACUUAGAAAACAACAAAACAAAAAUCAACAAAAAUCCGGACAUCAAGAAAAAAUACACAUAAAAAAUUAAAAAAAAAAAUCAAAGAAAACGUGUGGAAGCGAAAUUCAAUAACCAAUUACGGCUUUUGCCUGGACUCUCGCCCUAUCUCAGUGUUACCCCAGUAUAUGUCCAUACGAUUCCAUACGAUUCAUCACCAAUCAGUCCCUGAAGGACUAAUCGUACUCAGUUCAGCAAUCCAUUUGACUGACACUUAACAUAAUGAAAUGACACUGUCUAAAAAUCAUGUUUCGGCUCAUUUCUGGUAAGUGGUGCCAUUGGAUGGCUAGAUUUGGUUCUGUUGCACUUCAGAUUGUUUAGAUUGCCCUGAAACACUAAUGUUUGAAGCUCUAGGCUUAAUGGGAUUUUAUUCUGUAGCCAGCCAGAACUAAAGCAUAACUAAAGAUGUAGGCUAGAAAUUUUGUACAUUAUGUUUUGAGCUUCUGUACCAGCCCAAGGCAACCACAACCCUUUAGCAGGGAAGAUCUGUGUCUCUGAAGAUGCCCCAGUAGUUCCCCAUCUUAUUUUCUGCUUAUUCACUGCACAUGCUCUGUGCUGCUGUCACUUGCUGAGCUUAGGGACCCACUCACAACAGGCCUGGACAGAGGGGCUGCUAUGAGGUCCCAUAGAAAGUCACUAUUUAGUGGGCUGUUUGGGCCUCUGUGUGGGCUGAUUGGGCCUCUGUGUACCUGAAAUUCCAGGGCCUAUUUUAAUUCUCAGUCCAGACCUGACUCACAAUAUACAGUACACAUAGAAUAUAAAUGUCACAAUACAAGUCUGAUCAGUAAUUAAUAUAAAUACGUACUACAUGGUAGCAUAAAACCAGUGCAACUAAUAUCAGAAUUUAAUAAUCAGCCUUGUAGCAUAAUUUUAUAUUACAGGCCAACCUCAAUUUCUGCUUGACAAUUAUUGACGACCCCUAAGCUUAGUUUCUCAGCAGCUGCUCAGAGCCCACUGAGCAUGUGAGUGUCGCAGACACUUUCCAAGUUAAUGACCCCUUGUGACAAGUUUGAAGUCCCGGAUCAUUGCUGCUAUUGAGAUGCUGAAACUUUAGGCUGGUACAAUAAGUAUAUAAAAUAUGGCAUUUUUACCCAUAUUCAUUUUUAGGGUUUAGUUUGGCUAAACCCCUUUUUAUAAGUAGUAAAUAUUAACCGGAGAGCCUUUCAAAUGCAAACCAGGGUAGAUGAGAAUUGUAAUACUAUGCUAUUGUAAUACAUCUACUACUAGUUUGCAUCUGAAAAGCUCUGCAGUUGAUGUUUGCAGCAAGGGCCACACAAUAUAGAUCUCAGCCUGUCUGCACCUGAGCGAAGUUAAUGUUUCCGGGUGCAGGCCGUUUCUCCACAGGCCAAGAUCUGUAUGGUCUGGCCCUUGCCUAUUACUUAUGAUACUACUGCGGAGGUGGAUUUCCACCAACUGUUGAAGAAUCUGAAACAGAUACGGCCAGGCAACCAACUGGACAAAAAUGUAGCUAUUUCAUUGUGUGUGCCAAAAUGUUAGGUGCCCCAGUGAAAUAAAUCAGUACAUUUUUCCCAGGCCAAGCACAGUACUGAUCCAGUUUUUUUCCAUACAAGAACACCAGUCUGGGAAUCAAGCAUAAUGAUUCCAUUCACUGCCAGGUGCCUAACAUUUUGGUACCCCUCAAGGGUUUUAAGCACCCAUUAAAGGGACAAACCCCACUUUUUGAUGUGAGUUCAUUCAGUUGGGCAUAAAAAAAAAAAAAUGUUUUAUUCCAUACAUGAUUCCAAUGAAUGAAUCUAACAUCUCCAUAGGCUGGCAGAUUAUUUCAGUGUUGGGAUCUCAGUGUAGAUCUCUAAUCUGGGCUGAAGUUGCUAGACAAUGAGUCUACAUUCAUUUACUUUAUAUGGAAUUUCAGGCAAUAGAACCCUCCCAAUUUUAACUAUAUAAAGAGAGAGAGAGAGAGAGAGAGACGAUGUCUCCCAUAAACUCAUCACAUUUGACUUGUUCUUUAAUAAAGUGACAGUGCUGCAUCACCAUUGAUAUGAAUAGCAGGCAGCACCAGUUCUUGCAUCCCAGCUUCAGUUUACGGUGUUUGUCCCACAUGUACCGAAUGCUGAGCCAGCCAUUCCUUAAGAGCUGUUUCUUUUCAUUGCCACAUGUCAAGCAGGAGUGGCAUAGGCACAUAGGAAUUGUGUGAUGCAGUCUGAGCACGGCUGAGGUGAGAACACAUUGUACUACACAUAACCGCAUUCUUUUAAAUGUCAUGUUUUCUUAUCAUGUGUGUCAUUUUCUAGAAUUAAACGGAAGUACAAUUCUAGAAUUUCACGGGAAGGCAUUUUAUUUGAUUGAACUUCUCUGAGUUAGUGCAAAGUUUGAUGUGCACAUUGACCCUUGCUGCAGGUUUCUUUCAACUUGUUGGAGGAUGCUAGGAGAUGUAGUUUUAGUUCACAGGAAUGCACAUCCGUAUGUAUGACCUAUAAGCAGAUACUCUGCUCAUACAAACUACAUGGCAAGAAGCUUUGGUUAAAUCCAGGUGCUGUAACAAAAUGAGUGACUAAACUUUGAAUUAAAGUAAUUGAAAUAUAACGUCAUGUUGCUCUGCACUGGUACAACUGGUGUGUUUGCUUUAGAAACACUACUAUAGUUUAUAUAAACAAGCUAUGGUGUAGCCAUGGGGGCAGCCAUUCAAGCUAAAAAAAAAGAAAGAGAAAACGCACAGGAUAUAUAGCAGAUAACCGAUGAGCUCUGUAGUAUACAAUGGGACUUUUCAGAACUUAUCUGUUAGCUACUUUGUAACCUGUGCUUGAAUGGUUGACCCCUGUGGCUACACAGCAGUUUCUUUAAACUAUAGUUGUGUUUCUAAAGCAAAAACAGUUUUUACCAUUGCAGCGCCACAGUACAUUAUGUUGUCAUUUCUUUAAAAUAUUUUAAUAUUUUGCUGUUGCCAAACCUGAGCCCGUUUGCUUUAAGGUGGCUAUACAGGGGUCAAUAAAACCUGCCAAUUUAGCUGCCCAGAUGGAGUUUGCAGUGUUCAUAAAUGAUCUUGUUGGUAGAGAACAGCACUGAUGUGAUCCUCUUCCAAUGGGUAACCAUAGGCCUGCCUAUUCCAUCAGUUACUUUCCCCUUCUUCCCACACUUGGGCUGCUCUCUUUCCCAUGUUCAGAUGGGUGAAGCUUGCUCUAUAGAUAAGCCUGUAUGUAAUAAAAGGUGGGUUGACGUUCUUCCCAACCCUCUGUGCCAUGUUUGUUUAUAUACUCACGCCUGAGCAGACUAUUGCUGACAUCACUAGAGUAGGCAAGUAUAUAAAUGAACACAGCAGGGAAGGGGGAAUGCUGGGGCACUCUGAUUUUGGGACAGAACACCUAACAUUAGCCAUCAAGACAUUCCUAUUUGUAACUAUUGCUUGGGGAGGAUGAUGCAAAGCCACAGCUGAUACAAGUUUAAACAUAAUUGCACAGUGAAAUUGCUAUUCUAGCAGGGCUACCUCCCCGUGAGCCAUGGCUCUUUUUCUUUUAUAAAAAAAUACCCCCCACGGAGUUAGAUAGAAAUCCUCUUAUAUAAAAGGAACAUAGGCGCUUCCAAUUAAUUGUGGGCCACUCCCUGUUCGCAAACUUUGGGUCAUUGUUCUCCAAAACAUGAAAUAUUCCCUCACUAAGCAUACAUUACAGUGGCAUUAUAUCAUUACCCAUGCCCUAGAUCAGGGUUAUAAGGAAGGAAAUAUUGGGGGGGGUUUUAACUAAAAUCCCCAUCAAAGAAUCAGUGGCGUAACUAGAUGUUACUGGGCCCCACAGCAAAUUAAUUUUAGGGCCCCAAACAUAUCCAGAGGUUGUCCUGUUUUACCAAAAUGUAUUGAAAUUGUAAUGAAUUUGAGCCUCAUGGGGCUCCCUAUAACUCCUGGGCCCCCUGCAGCCACAGGGUCUGCUUCCUCUGUAGUUACGCCCCCUGCAAAGAAUGAUGUACAGUCAAUGGUGCCCUGAAUUCUAUUUAAACCCUCCCUCGCUUCUGCAGGUUCUAAUGCAAUAAAUUUGUAGCCCCAGGCAUCAUACAAUACAGGAAUGAGUACUGAGUUCUGCAGGCUGGAGCUGUGAUAUAGAAGGUGUAGUCUCAUUACAAGGUGCAAGAUUCUAUAGUACGAAUAGGUGCUGCUCUACUGCUGCCAUUUGAUUGUCUGCCUGCACUAAGGAAUCCAGUAGCUCAAUACUGAAUAAUUCAUAUUCUAGACCUACCUGUUUGCUAUGGGGACAUCUAAAAAUAAAAGGCUUCUUUUA